Vollenhovia emeryi is the source of this 1431-nucleotide messenger RNA. RefSeq lists its product as uncharacterized. The record is from RefSeq and is a predicted model, not a curated record. Lineage: Eukaryota; Metazoa; Arthropoda; Insecta; Hymenoptera; Formicidae. Gene Ontology annotation, molecular function: nucleic acid binding. The coding region runs from base 1 to 1431 and encodes 476 amino acids. Gene Ontology annotation, biological process: DNA integration. The transcript has 2 exons.
AUGUGGGCCGCGGCGGAGUACAGGGCAACACCGUACUCCGCCCUUCCCUACGGGCCGAUACUGGGGGAAUGGAGCGCCCCCGCGCUCCAUCCCCCAGCCCGUAGGGGUCCCACUAGUGGUCCCAAGCAUGGGACCAUUUGUGGUGGGACCACCGUCCCCGUGCCCGCGGACACCGCCAGAGAUCCCUUAUUUGGGUUCUCUGGCUCUGCACCUUUUAGUCGCCUCUUACGACAGGCAGGUGAUACCCCGGGCCUAUUCGGUAGCGGGACCCGGACGCCUAUGUUUAGAACAACUAGAACAACCUGGAACAACCUUAAAAAAGUUCGAUUUGCGAAAAGUAGGGUGCCAGAUGUCGUGAUCGCCUCCGUUGAGAACGAGCUUCGGCGUGAAUCGCAGAGUUUCGCUGUCGAGACUGCCGGCAUGCUACCAGUGAAAUUCAGGGACAUCCAAAAGGCCACGGGAAAUUGCAAAGUUCUUGGUAAGGUCACCGGCUAUGUCAUGAAUGGAUGGCCCAAAUCGCGAAAGUUCAUCACGGACCUGGAAGUUUCAAAAUUUUUUGACCAACGGGAGGCUCUUAUUCUCAUCGAUGGCUGCAUCUUCUUCGGGGACCGGAUCGUUAUUCCGGCUCAGUUCCGCUCAAAAAUACUCGAGGAACUUCAUCGUGGGCAUCCCGGAAUCGUGCGCAUGAAGUUACUUGCACGUAGCAAGGUAUUCUGGCCUCUGAUCGAUAAAGACAUAGAACGAACCGUGAAGAGCUGCGAAGAUUGUGCAAAAGCCGGAAAGACACCAAUCAAGUGUUCCUUGCAGCCAUGGUCAGUCCCAAGCGGGCCGUGGUCUCGCAUCCACAUCGAUUACGCCGGUUCCAUGAAUGGAAACUACUUUCUGAUCAUGGUCGAUGCUUACAGCAAGUGGCCGGAGGUUGUUAGAACCAAUGUAACGACGACUUCCCGAACCAUCGAGCUGAUCCUGCAAGCUUUCGCUCAACAUGGCCAUUGCGACAUUAUUGUAUCGAAUAAUGGCCCUCAGUUUGCUUCAAUGGAGUUUGAGAGGUUCUGCAAAUCAUUGGGGGUAGAGCACAUUCGAACCGCUCCUUACCACCCGCAAUCGAAUGGGCAAGCUGAGAAAUUUGUCCACUUGCUCAAGACCGGACUGAAGAAGUCCAAGGGAAACAUCGACCAAAAGCUACUCGAGUUCCUCUCCUGCUAUCGUUCGACUCCAUCGUACGGCCUCGGCAUGAAAACACCAGCAGAGGUCCUUAACGGCCGCACAAUGAAAACGAGACUCGAUGUGCUGAACCCUUCCGGCCCGCACCAGGGACUGGCCGACUCCAAAAUGGCGCAACAAUUCAACGGUCACCACGGUGCAAAAUGGAAGGAAUUUGUAGAAAGAGACGGCGUCUACUAUCAACUCCAUCGCUCAAACGAUUCAUAG